This is a messenger RNA of Micromonas commoda, 1176 nucleotides long. RefSeq lists its product with no specific name. Bases 1 to 1176 code for a protein of 391 amino acids. Lineage: Eukaryota; Viridiplantae; Chlorophyta; Mamiellophyceae; Mamiellales; Mamiellaceae. The transcript is spliced from 2 exons. The record is from RefSeq and is a predicted model, not a curated record.
AUGGACCCGGCAGCCUGUGGCGACCGACCAAACUUUUUGGAUUUUUCGUUUCAAAAAACUGUCGUGGUGUCCUCGGCGCGCGCACUCCGGGAAAGAGCGCCCGAAACGAGGAAGAUGACGAACCCCGCCGACGCGACGCAGGUUGACAUCGCGGAGAAGGAGAACGCGCCCUCCCCGGCGGUGAAAGCCUCGCCGAAACCCGCGGCGAACGGCGACGGCUCGUCCAAGUUCGUGAACGUCGACGGCAAGGUGAAGCAUCGCAGGGUGGUCAAGGCUGACGGCGUCGACGCGAUGACGCAAGCCGACGCGACGGUCGGCGCCGAGCAGGAGCACGUGAACGAUUACGAACGGCAGCGCGAGGAACGCAUCCGGCGCAACAACGAGCGGCUCAGGGCGCUCAAGGUGCUCGACACCGCGAAGGCGCUCGAGGCGUCCGCGGCCGCCGCCUCGAACGCCGCCGCCGCCAACGUCGUCAAGCGACCGCCCGGAAAGGCCCGCGGAGGCAGACCCAAGGCGCCGCCGCCGCCGCCGCGCGCCAAGUCUCGCAGACUCGCCGUCGUCGCAAACACCGACGCCGCGCUCGCCGCGAAGCUCCAGGCUGCCGAGGACGACGGCGGGUUCAUGGACUCGAUCGACGACGACGACGACGCGACGCCCGCGCACCUCACGUGCGAGGAAUGGUGCGAGAAGAGAGGGCUCGCUCCGGGACCCAAGAUGGAUGGGCACUUUCGAGGGUGGGUCGCGCCGGAUCUGGUGCAGUCGCUCGGGCUGGCGGCGAGCGCGGCGGAGGCGUGGGAGAGCAACGGCGGCGGGUCGUUCGCCAAGGCGGGCAAGGCCGGCAAGGGCGAAAACGCCAAGGAGUUUGCCCGUAAGAUGAUAAAGAAGAACCCGAACUGCUACUUUUACCGGCACAACGCGCCGGGGCAGGAUGCGUGGCACGGGGACUGGGCCGAGGAUGAGAUACAGCGAUUCGUUCAGGUGGCCAAGGAGCACGGGUGCGGGGAUAAGUGGGGACUGUUCGCGUCCUACAUCCCGCACAGGGUCGGGUACCAGUGCAGCGCCGCGUACAGGCACGUCAUCAUCCCUCGCGGUCUUCUGCUGGACGACCAGUUCGUGAUGUCCAGGUCGGGCGAGGCCGUUUACGUCGGGAAGAAAGGGAGCAAGGGAAGCGCGUGA